CCGAUUCAAAAAGUGAUAUUUCAAUACCUAUAGUUGUGAAAAAGACAACAAAGAGAAAAUCUAAGUCCAAGUCUGUUCGUAUUUCUGAUCAACACUCUGUUAGUAAAAAUUCAACUGAAAAGGUAAAUAAAAUAUCAGAAGCAAAAAAAGAAACUAUACCACCUGAUACCUCACAAAAAACCAAAGAUCCUUUAGAAUUCUAUAAGAAAACACAAGAGGAGGCUAAAAAGACGAGAGCUGUUGCACGUGCUGAUAUUUCUAAACUAUCUGCUCCUAUUUCAAAAGCUUAG
Molecule: messenger RNA, 290 nt
Organism: Racocetra persica
Lineage: Eukaryota; Fungi; Glomeromycota; Glomeromycetes; Diversisporales; Gigasporaceae
Source: the annotation of a GenBank genome assembly